Molecule: messenger RNA, 3747 nt
Organism: Fonsecaea erecta
Lineage: Eukaryota; Fungi; Ascomycota; Eurotiomycetes; Chaetothyriales; Herpotrichiellaceae
Exons: 3
Coding region: 1-3747 (1248 amino acids)
Cellular component (GO): Set1C/COMPASS complex
Molecular function (GO): nucleic acid binding; protein binding; histone H3K4 methyltransferase activity
Source: RefSeq, a predicted model, not a curated record
AUGUCGCGCCCACAGGGCUCUCACUCUCACUCCAAGUUCGCCGAUUUCUUCCCAACCGCACCCAGCGUCCAGCAACGGAAAUCUUCCAAGUUGCUGGAUCUCGACCGAUCCCGGCUGCGCCGUCCUGACGAUCGCGCAGAAGAUGCCAACGCGAAAGAGAAUUCUGCUCAACUCUUUCUAACCUCACCUGCUCCCACGUACCGCCCACAAAUACCCGCCAAACAGGACAACUUGGCAAAGACUGCUGCCGUCGUUGUGGUUCCGGAGGACAGUGACCAGUACGCAGGCGACCUUCUCAAUGGUGUCGGCUCAGCAAGUUCGUCUUCUACCGCUUCAUCGGUCUUUAGUGCUCCCGUCGCAAGCGCCGUCAUGCCUGGCGCAACUCAUGUCAAUUUCCACUCUUACCCCUCUCACGAACUCCGACUCUCCUCCAAAUGCAUCAAUAAUGCGUCCACGCUCCAUCAAGGUUCGAUGACGCCGCUUCACACGCCGCCGACCCAUCGAAGAUCCGCACGCGAUGCUAACGCCGAAGUCAAAGGAACCAAGUGCAUUUAUGAUCCGGAACUUGACAAGAAUCUGAACCCCAAAGACAAACGCAAGUUAAAAGCGCAGUUUGAGGAUUUUGGAGCAAAGCCCCAUGAUAACUUCCUCCCCCCCGAUCCGCGAUUGGCAAUCCCCCACUACACAAAGGGCGUCGUAGGGAAAGGAAAAGCAAAAUUUCGCCCUGCACCUUACAAUCUCAAGCCGUGGGUGCCUGAUGCUGCAACCGCGAUUGCGCCGCCGCCGCCGACCACCGUGGUCGUGACCGGCUUCGACCCCAUGACGCCGUUGUCCCAGAUCAGCGCAUUGUUUUCCAGCUUUGGCGAGAUUGAGGACUUGGACAACAAGACUGAUCCCGUCACUGGGCGGUUUCUCGGCAUCUGCAGCAUCGCCUACCAAGACUGCGCCUCCUUUCAGGGCGGGGGACCGAUCUCCGCAGUCCUCGCGGCCAAAACAGCAUAUCUUGAAGGCAAACGUGGACAAAGGAUCGGCUUGAAGACGGUGCAGGUGGCCAUUGACCGAGAUGGAUCGGUCACGGAGAAGUUGGUAGAAAAGGCAAUUGCGCUGCAUCGGAAAGAGAGUGGGUUCACAAACCAGUCACGCAUACAACCAUCUCCCUCUCCCUCGACACCCACCGCAGUCCAGUCGCCUGGAUUUGCAAAGUCGACGGGCCCACCACCAACAGCUCCAAAGGGACCGUCAGGCAAGCCGCCUUCACGGCCGCAGUCUACAUUCCCGGCUCCAUUUGGACUCCCUGUGAAGCCGGAGAGACCAAGCAAGCCCGUGGCCGCAGCCGCGUCGCUUGUCGAGACAACGCCCAUCGCUGAAACGUUGAAGAUACCUUAUAUCUUCAUUGCGCAUUGUUACGUACCAGUUAUGAGCACUACGAUCCCGCAUUUGAAGAAGAGGUUAAGAAUGUACGAUUGGCGGGAAGUUCGCUGCGACGAGACGGGAUACUUUAUCACAUUUGAACAGUCGCGGACCGGACAGAUGGAGGCUAAGAAGGUGUUUCACGGCUGUCACAUGCAGCCGUUGUUUACGUACGUGAUGAAUUUGGAAUUACACCUCAACGGGAACCACAAGGCCAUCAGUACGGCAGACACUAUACCUACAUCGACGGGGCCCGUCGAUUUCGUUUAUUCGAAGCAGGCUUAUAGGCUCAGGAAGGAGCACGAUCUUGACCUCGAGGAAGAAAAGCGACAGCGUGCGAAGGACCUAGAUCCUUCGAGGGCUGUUGUGCAGCUUGUCAUACAGGAGCUUCGGGAUAAGCUGCUGGAAGAUGUCAAGUCUCGUGUUGCUGCUCCCGUCCUCUACGACUAUCUCGAUCCGAACAGACAUGCAGAAAGGCGAAGGAUUCUCGGUGUGAGUGACCCCGACGGAGUACGGAGACAUGGGCAUGCCGAUGAAGGCUCUCAGACACCAGACUCGCGUUUCGGUACUGGGCGACGCCCGCUUGGGAACAAAAACCUCAAUAUUUUAUCACUACCGAAAAUCGGCAAGAGGCCUGGCACAGACAGAGGCAUGGUUGGCUUCCGUGAUGAGAGGAGAAAGGCUCCAACAACGAGACAUAAUGUUAGGCCACUGUUCCACCAAUUGGCCCAGUUUCACGCCGACGACGAUUCCGACGAUGAACAACGAACAUCAGUCACUCGUGACACUGAAGAUCCGGAGAGUCGCCCACCCAGCCGGAUGAGUAUGACCUCCAUGUCCGAUGAUGACGACGAACUGCUGCGCAAGGUCACGAAACGGCGCCUUCAUGCUCGGGAGGAAUCCGAGAUGGGGGACAGCGUGGCCAAAGAUGAAUUCGAUAUGAGCAAGCAAACUGCGGAAGAUCUCAUCAUUGCCAAGCUUGAAAGAAACAUUUACGAGAUGUCCCCGUCAUCUCGGAAGCGCAAGAGGCUGGUAAAGGAGCUGGAGGCUCGUAAACGUCAAAAGGCAGAUGACGAGCUGUUUGGCAUCGGCCAACAUGACUUGGACCGCGAAGGGUCGGAGGAUAUCAAAGUCGAAACUCCCAUUGAAGCGACUCCCGAUGUUGACUCGGACGCCGCCAAGGUCAAGAAGGCCAAGCCGAAGAAGAAAACCAAGAAACAGAUCCUGGAGGAGCAAGAAGCAUUCCGACGGGCGCAAGCAGAGGCCGAAGCGGCCGAAGUGGUUGAUAAUGUUCUGGAAUACGCAGAGGAGGAAGAGGCUCUCGCUGAGGCGGCCGAAUGGAGGCCCGAAGUGGAAUGGGGCGUCUCGGCCGAGGAGCCUUUGCCUACCGUUGAUGACGACGACGAUAUCAUUCCCGAUCUUCGAGGAUGGCAAGCAAGUUUGUUUGACGAAGAGGAUCUCGAAUACCUGUCAUCUGCAAUGAAGUUGAAAAACGCCAUGGACAUUGGCGAUCCGAUGGCAUGGGCAUGGAAACAAGAGCGUAUUCGAAAUCUCAAACCUGGAACUCAACCGGGUGCCCUUAGGACGGAGCCACCCAUCGAUGGUUACUAUGUGCCCAACGCCUCGGGCUCUGCAAGGACAGAACCUGUGCGAAGAAUCCUCGAGUCCGAGAAGUCUAAAUAUCUGCCACAUCGCAUCAAGGUGCAGAAGGCGAGGGAGAAGAGAGAAGCCGAAGCUAAGAAGGAUCCGGGCAAGCAGGUCGUGGAACUGCCCAAAGCUUCAUCCCGUGGUAAGCGUGCAGACGACCGACGGACUGUCAAAGACCUGGACAGACAGCGGGAGAUGUUACAGGGUAUGGGUGAAGACGCCGACGUUCUGCGGUUCAAUCAACUUCAGAAACGCAAGAAACCUGUCAAAUUCGCCAGAUCUGCCAUCCACAACUGGGGCUUGUAUUCGCUGGAACGGAUUCAAGCGAGCGAGAUGAUUAUCGAGUAUGUGGGAGAGAAGAUCCGGCAGGAAAUCGCCGAUUUGAGAGAGAUUAAGUACACAGAGAGUGGCAUUGGCAGCAGCUACCUCUUCCGGAUCGACGAAGGGACUGUCGUGGAUGCGACCAAGAAGGGUGGAAUCGCACGAUUUAUCAACCACAGCUGCUCGCCCAAUUGUACUGCCAAGAUCAUCAGGGUGGGCGGCACGAAACGGAUCGUCAUCUAUGCUCUCAGAGAUAUUGAAAAAGAUGAAGAAUUGACGUACGACUAUAAAUUCGAGCGUGAGCUCGGCAGCGACGACCGCAUCCCGUGUCUCUGUGGCUCGGCGGUCUGCAAAGGUUUCCUUAACUAA